Molecule: messenger RNA, 4911 nt
Organism: Arxiozyma heterogenica
Lineage: Eukaryota; Fungi; Ascomycota; Saccharomycetes; Saccharomycetales; Saccharomycetaceae
Gene: HAP1
Product: Hap1p
Exons: 1
Coding region: 1-4911 (1636 amino acids)
Biological process (GO): regulation of transcription by RNA polymerase II; DNA-templated transcription
Cellular component (GO): nucleus
Molecular function (GO): RNA polymerase II cis-regulatory region sequence-specific DNA binding; zinc ion binding; DNA-binding transcription activator activity, RNA polymerase II-specific
Source: RefSeq, a predicted model, not a curated record
AUGCAAAUUACACCAAUAGACAUAAUAGCUACUCAAGUAACACCGCCACCGUUACAACCACAGACAAGUUCUCAAACUUUACCUACUAAUAAUCAGUUAAAUACUACGAAUGAUAGCUCUGUUAACAAACCUGCUAAUAAUGUUAGUGCUGGAAAUACCAAUAUUUUACAUGGUCUAACUUCAGAUAAUAAUAAUAAUAAUAAUAAUAAUAAUAAUAAUAAUAAUAAUAAUUGUAAUAAAAAUAACGAUAACACUGCCACUUUUACUUCUACAUCUAAUAAAAAUAAUGGAGAGGUAAAAGUUAAAAGAAAACGUAGAAGAAUUCCUUUAAGCUGUACAAUUUGUAGGAAAAGAAAGAUCAAAUGUGAUAAGAAACGUCCACGUUGUGAACAAUGUACUAAGAGUGGUGUAGGACAUUUAUGUCAUUAUAUGGAACAGUCUUGGGCUGAACAAGCAGUAAAGGAUCUAUCUAAAGACAUGGAAUUGAAACAGCUAAGAGAAAGAGUGAAAUAUUUAGAAAGAACUCUAAACAAAUUACAUGGAAAUUCCGCUUCAAAUUUUGAUGGUGCCUCAUGUGGACAAAGUUCACCUAAUUUGAUCGGACAAAGUCCUCAUGCAGAUAACAUUUUAGAGAAUAAUAGUAAUUCUAAUAGUAGUUCUAAUCUUGUUGAAGGUAUUCAACAUAUUACUUCUGUUGCUAAUGAAAAUACAGAUUUCAAUAAAAGUGGUGGCAUAAGUGGUAAUGUGUCACGUUCUGAUGAAUUGAUUCUAAAUCAAAGAGGUAAGUAUGAUAAUGAUGAAUUGGAUCUUACUAAGCAGUUCGAUAUGUUGCAUAUUAAGAAUAAUGGUACAAUCCAUUUAGGUGCAACACACUGGUUAGCUAUAAUGAAAGGUGAUCCAUAUUUGAAAUUAUUAUGGGGGCAUAUUUUUAAUAUUAGAGAGAAAGUUAAUGGUUGGUAUUCUCAAAGAAUGAAGUUCAACAAAAACAUUCAAAAUAAAAGAUCAUUGAAACAUGCUACCAAACACUUAAUGGAUAAUAAUGGUGGUAUUGGAAAGAGUAUAGUAGCCAAUACACAAACUAAUCCAAAUGUAAUCUUACAUCCCCUAAAUUUGAGUGCCGAUAAAUCUAUAAAAAGGUGUCCAGUUACUGGACAAACUUCAGAAGAUUUUGCAAAAAUAUCAGCUAACAUGUCUAACACUGCCGUAAAAUCUGAGGAAAAAUCUAAUCAAAAUGUACCUUUGGUAAAGUCAAAUGAUCUAGAUAACGUUAUGAUAAAAAGUGAAAAAGCAUGUUCCGAUAGUUUACCCUCCAAUGAGAAACAACCAAUGAGAUGUCCAGUAACAGGUGCUGUUGCUAUCUCUAGUCCAUUGGCAUCACACUCUUUUGUGCCCACAUCAACAGCAGCUUACAUUCCAAAACAAGAAACUAGAAAACGUCCUAUACCAUAUAAUAUAAAUCCUGCUGUUAAUCAUGCCGCAAAGGCAACAUUGCCCCCAAUUAAUAAAAUACAUCCAACUAAUUUUAAAAGACUUGAUUAUGGUUCAAUGACCCGUAAGGAGAUUUUACAAAGAGUUGCAAGAUUAUUACCACCAAGACAUAUCAUCUUCCAAUUUGUUAACAAGUUUUUCAGACAUAUUUAUCCAAUUAUCCCGAUUAUAGAUGAGAAAAAUUUUAAAAACCAUCUAGAAGAAAUUUUGAGUUCACAGGUAGAGGCAUUGACGGUCGAUCCAUCACCAUUAAAAAUAAGAGUUAGCAAACCAUCUGACUAUUGUCAUUUGGGUAUUAUGGUUUUAAUCUUAAGGCUUACCUGGUUAUCACUUCCUGCAAAUAGAUGUGAACUAAAAUUAGGCGCAUUCGAGUCUAAUAGUGUAAGUAACCCAGCAUCUCCUGCGUCCAUCUCGUCCACAUCUUCUUCGCCAUCUGCUAAUAUGAAAGAAGACAAUAUGCUUUUCAAUUAUGAAACUCCAGUAGAAUGUUUGGAAUUAGUUAAGGAUUACUUAAUAAAAUUUGAUAAAAUAUCUUCGUUAUCUAAUAACAAUAUUAAUUUAACAACCAUUCAGUUUGCUAUAUUUUACAAGAUGUAUAUGAGUAAUUCUCCAACAGAAGGUUUUGUAGUUCCAAAGAAGAAUGCUGUUAAUAGUAUUAGUGACUCGAAUGCCCAUGAUAAUGAAUCUAAUCAAAUUCUCAUGUCUUCUAUUGUGCAAAUGGCGUUCAGUUGUGGGUUACAUAGAGAUCCCGAUAAUUUCCCCCAAUUAAAUGUUGUUUCUACUUAUCAUAAUAAGGAAAGUGGCACUACUUUGAAGGAGGCCACUACAGAAGUAUCUAGUAAUGAAAAUAGUGAUGGUGAUAUUAAGAAUAAAGAAAAUCAAAUUGCAAUAGAAAGAUUCAAGCAUACUUGGAGAAAAAUUUGGUAUUAUAUUGUUCACCUAGAUGUUGAACAAUCUCUUGCGAUUGGAUCCCCAAGAUUACUAAGAAAUAUGAAAGAAUUUAGUGAUACCAAACUACCAUCUGCAUCAAAAAUUGAUUAUGUACGUGACAUUAAGGAACUUAUUAUUAUUAAGAAUUUUACUUUGUUCUGGCAAAUAGAUUUAAUUAUUAUUGCUGUGUUGAAUCAUGUUUUAAAUGUCUUCUUGGCUAAAAAUGUCAGAAAGUAUGAAUUAGAUGCUUUAAUUGAGAGCUUAAAAGACUUAACGUAUGGAAAGAAAAAUAUCAGAGCUAUUAUUAAUGAUUUAAUUAAUAAAAAUUUAUUAUAUACUUCUGAAGCGUCUGUCAGUUUUGAAGAUCAUGUCGAUGAUAGUUAUGGGUUACCAAGUUUGGAAGAUAUAUUAUUACGUGAAGCUGUCUCAACUCCAAAUUCUACUGCUAAUACACCUGGGCCCUCUACUUAUGAUGCUGCAAAUACUUUUAAUAAUAAUAGUGAAAAGAGAUUCGAAUUACCACAUGAGUCAACUACAAAGGCUUUAUUUUUUACUAAACAUUUAAUGUUGAGGAUGGUUUUAUAUUUAUUAAAUUAUAUUUUGUUCACUCAUUAUGAACCUUUAGGUUCUCAAGAUAGUGGAACUAUCGCGUUAACAAAGAAAUAUGCACAAGAAACUUUAAAUUUUGCGUUAGAUGGAUACAGAAAUUGUCUAAUUUUCUUUAAUAAUGUAAGAAAGACAUCGCACGCUUACUCUACUAUUUUUGAUUACAGUAAUGUGUUGUUAUCUCCAUGUUGUUUAGAUAUUGGUCAUCGUUCACUACAAUUCCUUGUGUGUUUAACUCUACGUGCUAAAUGUGGUCCUAUUGGAGGCAUUAAUCAAAAUUUAUUCACCAGUAGUGGAAGUGAAGAAUCUGAGGGUGAUUCAAACGCAGAUGACAUUCCGCAGAGUAAAGCUAUUGUGAAAAAUCUUUCAGAGAUCAAUCCAAACGUUAUUAAUGAUAUAAAUUUGGAUAGUGUAACAGACAUGCAAUUAAGUGAAAAUCUGAUUGCAAGAAUGAAACUCUUUGAAGAUUUGACAAGACAAGUUGCAGUUAAAUAUCCUUAUGCUAGUAGAACAUCAAGAUCUACUGGUUUUUUUAUUACUUUGUUAGGAGGAAAUUCAUCAACCAAAAAGAAUACUCCUAAUGGUACAAGAUGGAAACAUCCUAAUAUUUCUAACUUCUUUAAGAAUGUUCCAUCUAUGGUAUUAUCAGGUGAGAAUGACCAGUUAUCAAGAUGUCCAGUAUUUCAAGAUGCACUAGGUUUUGUCUCACCAAAACCACCUGGAACAUCAGAUUCUACUAAAUUGCCACCAAUAAAGUCUACAUAUAAACCGAUUACAUAUACUAAUAGUAAUAUAAGGAAGUUAGAAAGCAACAAAGAACAGCAGAACGAAAAGAGAAGGAAGUUAAAUCCAUAUGAAUUGGAUAAUGAAAAGAGAAGUGCAAGUAGUGUAGAUUUGCAUAAUUCAAAUAAAGUUGCUGAAACAGCUUCCAAUGGAAUUAUUAUGUCAAAUAGUGGUGUUAAUAUUAUACCACCAUUACCUAUAAUGAACUCGAUUAAUAAUUUGGUUGAGACAAUGGGAACUCCAAAUGGCAUAGCAAACUCCACUAAUGAUAUAAAGGUUAGAAGCGUUAGCAAUAAUAUUGACAAUGUCAAUCAAUCAAACGCAGGAUUGGCAAAUCGUCAAUAUGUUAGAGAUGCUAAUGUUGUGGACAAUAACGGAAAUGGUAAUGGUAAUAGUAAAGGUCAAGAGCAGACACAACAAUUUAUUCCAAUGUCUCAGGGUCAAGGUUCCUUGGAUUCUACAUCUAGUACCCCAAUAAAUAUUCCUUUGGCUCCAUCUAAAUCAACAGGGAAUAUAGUUGAUCAAAAUGAUACAAUUAGUAGUAUGAUGAUGACUGGUAAUGGAUUUCCAGAUAUUAAUAAUAUAGACUUAUUGAAUGAAGUUGUUGGCAACGAUAGUAAUUCUAAUAUGAAUGAGUUAUUCAACCCAAGUAACGUUAUUCAGGCUAUUACACAGUUUAAUCCAUUAUUUGGAAUGAACGACAUGAAUAAUCCUUAUAAUGUUAACGGAUUUGAUAGUAAAAGGAACAGUGGUACUCCUAAUCAUGCUGGUGGUAUAAACACUAGUGGCGCAAAUAACCCAGUGUCCCCAUAUGGAGGAAGUAUUACAAGUACUAAUAGUAACACUAAUUACAAGCCUUCAAUUCCAACUAUGGAUAAUCUAUAUCCUAGCAUAAAUUCCAAUACUAAUAAUGCUAAUCUUAAUGUUGGCAAUAAUAUAAAUAGUUUUAAUAUUCAGAGUGGUAUUGUUCCUGGAAUAAAUAUGAUGAAUAAUAACGGCAAUACACCAUCAGUAGGGUCUCAAGGUCAGGUAGAAAUGGACUUCUUCAUGUCACGUAUUGAAGAUGGAUUUACUGAUUUACAAGAUUUUACAAUUUGGGAUUAA